UAAGCGGGCACAUGUUGCUUGCUUGGCACUACCCUACUACCAUAAAUACGAUUCACCGCAAUCACUCAGUCGGCAACAACAACAACUACAACAAUAACAAAAAGAAGCCAACUUUAAACGAAACGCAAGCAACGAAGCAAUAACAACAACCACAGCAACAAAAGAAACACUUCAGUCAAAGCAAUGUGACUGUCCAAGCAGCGCCCCAGUUAGUGAGUGAAAAGCGUGGAAAAGCUUAAAGCAAAAAUAACAAAAACAAUUGUCAGAAGCAAAAAACAAACAAUCAAAAAAGCGAGAGAAGAACUCCCAAGACAUUAACAAGCAGAAAAAAAAACACAAAAACAAAAAGCGAAAGCAAAGGCAGAAGAAAAAAAAUACUCAGAAAUCGAAAUUAAAAACCGAUGGCAACAACAACAACAGCAGCAGCAACAGCCGCCGAAGUUGCAACAGCAACAUCGUCCAAAACGCCACAGUUGCAGUUGCAAUUGAAGUUUCAGUCGCCGUCGUCUGGAGCCGUUGCCGGGGCCACCAAAUGCAGCAGUGCUCCGAUUAAAAUACCGCUAAGCGAGCGCUUCUCGACGCAAACGUCGACGGGAUCUGCGGACAGCGGCGUUAUUGUGAGCAGCGCCUCGCAAAAGCAGCUGUGUGCGCAGUCCGCCUCCCAGACGCUGCUGCCGCUGCACCCAGUGCGCAGUAGCUCCGGUUCGUUGAGUCUGCAUGGCACACAGCCCAAGUGGCAGAAGCAGCGCCAACUGCUCUCCCAGGACAGUGGCAUUGAGCAUGUAGGAGGCGGCAAGGGUCAGAAGCAGCCAGGGGGCAGUGGCGGUGGUGCCGGCGGCAGUGUUGGUGGCGUGGGAGUCGCCGGACAGAGCAACUCCAGCAGUGAAUCACUGGGCGGCGCCUCCACCAAAUACUCCUCGGAGGAUGGCGGCAGCAGUGGCACAGAAACGGGCAUCGGUGUACGCGGACAUGGGCGGACACGCGCCGCCUCUGCCCUGGAGCUGAGCAGCGUAGCUGCGGCCAGCGCGGGCGCAGGUGUGGGAAACAGCCUCAGGCGUAUCAAGUAUAAGAGCACCAAUAGCACCGGUACGCAGGGCUUCGAUGUGGAGGAUCGCAUCGAGGAGGUGGACAUUGGCGAUGACGACGACGACGAUGAUGAUGAUGUCGAUGUGGAUGAUGAGGAUGAUGGCGUGGGUGUAGACGAGCCCGAUGUGGAGGAGGAGGAGGACGAAGAAGAGGAUACACAAUCGGGAAUUGUCAUAAAUAUAGGUGCACGAGGGGCUGAUCAAACAGAUGCUGGAAAAUCCAUCUCCAAAGAUGCAGUGCCGCAAUCCCACAUCUCUGGCAUUGAGCCCACACUGACGGUGGCGGCGGCAGCGGCCAAGCAGCGCGACAUCAAAAAUCUAGGCACCGACGGCUUCAUCUACUUCCCCCUGCUGAAGAUAAGCGAAGAUCCAUACAUAGAUGCCAAGCUGAUCAAUCGCAAGGAUGGACUGCAGGACACCAUGUACUAUCUGGACGAGUUCGGCAGUCCAAAGCUGCGCGAGAAGUUCGCACGCAAACAGAAACAGCGCGCGGCCAAACAGCAUAAGUUGCAGAUGAAAAGGGAGCGGGAGGAGCAGCGCAAGAAGCGUAACACCACAGUCGCCUCCAAUCUGGCGAACAUCAGCAGCACCACCAACACAAGCACCACCACCAAAGAUGCGCAUGCGCACCACUGUGAUAGUAGUAGAGUGAUAAGCGAGGCGGAUGCGAGUGCGGAUGCUGAUACCGAUUAUGUUGAGGGUGUGGUUAAGAUGCGUGGACGCAGCCACAGUCACGACAUUCGUCAUCUGCAGCACCACCACCAGCACAGCGACGAGGACGAUGGCGAUGAUCAUGAGAAUGAUGAUGACAUUGAGACGGCCGCGGAGCCGACGCUGGAUGGCGGCAUUGGCGGCGGCAGCCUCGAGAACGUUAAGACUGCUAAACUGGGUAGAACCCAAUCCUGCGUUAGUUGGACCAAAGUGGUGCAAAAGUUUAAACAUAUUCUAGGUCGUGAUGGUUCCAAAAUUACAACAGUCGUUGCAACACCCGGCCAAGGCACCGAUCGUGUACAAGAAGUUUCCUAUACAGAUACAAAAGUCAUCGGUAAUGGCAGCUUCGGAGUCGUCUUUCAGGCGAAGCUCUGCGAUUCCGGCGAACUGGUUGCAAUCAAGAAAGUUUUACAAGACAGACGAUUUAAGAAUCGCGAAUUGCAAAUAAUGCGCAAAUUGGAACAUUGUAAUAUUGUAAAACUUUUAUACUUUUUCUAUUCGAGUGGUGAAAAGCGUGAUGAAGUAUUUUUGAAUUUAGUCCUCGAAUAUAUACCAGAAACCGUAUACAAAGUGGCACGUCAAUAUGCCAAAACCAAGCAAACGAUACCAAUUAACUUUAUACGGCUCUACAUGUAUCAAUUGUUCAGAAGUUUGGCUUACAUCCAUUCGCUGGGCAUCUGCCAUCGUGAUAUCAAACCGCAAAAUCUGCUCCUCGACCCGGAGACGGCCGUUCUCAAGCUGUGCGACUUUGGCAGCGCCAAGCAGUUGCUGCACGGCGAGCCCAAUGUAUCGUACAUCUGCUCCCGGUAUUAUCGUGCACCCGAGCUCAUAUUUGGCGCCAUUAAUUACACAACAAAGAUCGACGUGUGGAGCGCCGGUUGCGUCUUAGCUGAAUUAUUGCUGGGUCAGCCCAUAUUCCCCGGCGAUUCCGGUGUGGAUCAACUGGUAGAAGUGAUCAAAGUUUUGGGCACACCGACAAGAGAACAAAUACGCGAAAUGAAUCCAAACUAUACGGAAUUCAAAUUUCCACAAAUUAAGAGUCAUCCAUGGCAGAAAGUUUUCCGUAUACGCACUCCGACAGAAGCUAUCAACUUGGUAUCACAGCUGCUCGAGUACACGCCCAGCGCGCGCAUCACACCGCUCAAGGCCUGUGCACAUCCGUUCUUCGAUGAGCUGCGCAUGGAAGGCAACCACACCUUGCCCAAUGGCCGCGAAAUGCCGCCGCUCUUCAACUUCACAGAGCAUGAACUCUCAAUACAGCCCAGCCUAGUGCCACAGUUGUUGCCAAAGCAUCUGCAGAGCACCGCUCAUGCGGGCGCUGGUAAUCGGGCCUCGGCCGGCGGCGCAACGGCCACCGCGGCCGCUGGCACCACCGGCGGUGCGACAACGGCCAGUGGCGCGUCAGCGGACGGCGCCGCACAGUCCCAGCAGCAAGCACAGUCGGCGGCGGCGGCACCAGCUGCAGCCGGUUCAGCGGUCGGUGGCGCACAGGCCAACAAUAGCAGUGGAGGUGGCGCAGCAGCAGCUGCUGGCGGUGCGUCAGUAGCGGCUGCGCAACAACAGCAGGCCAAUGUGGCUGGCGGUGGUGGUGGUGGUAGUGGUGCGGCGGUUGCGGCUGCAGCUGCAACUGGCGCAACCGCUACAACCAACGCUGGUGGCGCUAAUGUAACAGUACGUCUAAAGUCUAUACUGGUCAAGAAGAAUCGUAAGCCAGCACGAUUGCCGCCGUGGCGGCCUUGCAAAAUACUGCCGAAGUUCCAACGACCCGAGAUGCGUGGUGCGGUCCGCAAGGGGGGGCGCAAUACGACCGUACGAUUUGUGACAGAAAGGGAUAUUAUUAAUGAUAAUGCAGCCAGCGCCCCCGUACACUCCAUACCAUGUUGAUGAAGUGCCGAUGCUGAGCCCGAUGAUGAUGUCAAGAGUUCAAAUUCCAAUUCAAGAUCCAUUUCCCUCCAGCAAUUUUCAAGCAACUAGAACACUUCAAUAUGGCAUAUUUAUUUUCAAGUUCCCAAUACUACUACUAACAAGCUAAUAAAAUUCUGAAUCCUGCAGUCAGUAAAAAUCUAAAA
This is a messenger RNA of Scaptodrosophila lebanonensis, 3865 nucleotides long. It is a transcript of the gene sgg, whose product is annotated as protein kinase shaggy. Gene Ontology annotation, molecular function: ATP binding; protein serine/threonine kinase activity. Lineage: Eukaryota; Metazoa; Arthropoda; Insecta; Diptera; Drosophilidae. The transcript has 10 exons. The coding region runs from base 402 to 3680 and encodes 1092 amino acids. The record is from RefSeq and is a predicted model, not a curated record. Gene Ontology annotation, biological process: negative regulation of canonical Wnt signaling pathway; protein phosphorylation; signal transduction. Gene Ontology annotation, cellular component: nucleus; axon; cytosol.